Molecule: messenger RNA, 2983 nt
Organism: Strigops habroptila (Kakapo)
Lineage: Eukaryota; Metazoa; Chordata; Aves; Psittaciformes; Psittacidae
Gene: HNRNPA0
Product: heterogeneous nuclear ribonucleoprotein A0
Exons: 1
Coding region: 360-1304 (314 amino acids)
Molecular function (GO): RNA binding
Source: RefSeq, a predicted model, not a curated record
GGCCCCUUUGUGUGGGCACCAGUCGCCGGCCGAGCUGUGGAGGAGCAGCCGCCGCCAUUUUGUGUGUGCCUGUGUUUUGCCCCCUCCCCACCCCCCGUUCCGGCGGAGCGGCGGCAGCCGGGGCGCCCCCGUCUCUUCUGCUGGUCAGGUGAGGCGAAGCGAAGGCGUUGGGCCAAGCUGAGGGAGCCCGUCGCCGGCGGCUGCCGCAGCCGUAGCCGUGAGGUCGCGCCGUUUGCAGGAAGCGAGGGGGAAGAAGCGGCAAGACGGAGAAGGGGGGGAAAAAACCGUCAGAGCUGCCCCCCAACAGGAGGAGGAGUCUCGGCGCCAGGCCCAGGCGCAGCCCCGGCACCGGCGGCAGCAUGGAGAACUCGCAGCUAUGCAAGCUGUUCAUCGGCGGCCUCAACGUGCAGACCACGGAGGCCGGGCUGCGGGAGCACUUCGCGGCCUACGGCACCCUCACUGACUGCGUGGUCGUGCUCAACCCGCAGACCAAGCGCUCCCGCUGCUUCGGCUUCGUCACCUACUCGGCGGUGGAGGAGGCCGAUGCCGCCAUGGCCGCGUCGCCUCACGCGGUGGACGGGAACGCGGUGGAGCUGAAGCGGGCCGUGUCCCGGGAGGACUCGGCCAAACCGGGAGCUCACGCUAAGGUGAAGAAGCUCUUUGUGGGCGGCCUCAAAGGGGACGUAGGCGAAGGGGACCUGGUGCAGCAUUUCAGCCAGUUCGGCCCGGUGGAGAAGGCCGAGAUCAUCGCCGACAAACAGAGCGGGAAAAAGCGCGGCUUCGGCUUCGUCUACUUCCAGAACCACGACGCCGCCGACAAGGCGGCCGUGGUCAAGUUCCACCCGAUCCAGGGCCACCGCGUGGAGGUCAAGAAGGCCGUGCCCAAGGAGGACAUCCAGUCGGGCGGGGGAGGCGGCGGCUCUUCCAGGCCCUCCCGGGGCGGCAGAGGCGGAGGAAGGGGUCGGGGCGGCGGCGGAUCCGGCAACCGGGAUCACAACGGUCUUUCCAAAGGAGGCGGCGGUUACAAUAGCUACGGCUGUUACGGUGGAGGAGGAGGUGGCGGCGGCGGCGGUUACGGCUCCUAUGGCAGCGGCUCCUACGGAGGCGGCGGCGGCGGGGGAGGCGGCGACUACGGCAACGGGUACGGCGGGUUCGGCAGCUACAGCCAGCACCAGUCCUCCUACGGCCCCAUGAAGAGCGGCGGAGGAGGUGGAGGAGGGGGCGGCAACUGGGGGGGCCGCAGUAACAGUGGACCGUACAGAGGAGGCUAUGGUGGGGGAGGCUACGGGGGCGGCUCUUUCUGAGCUGGAGCACCCAUACCCAUUGGGGAUGGCGUGGAAAGCCCUCCCUUUGAUACGGGGCAGCUUCUAAAUGGUUUCUCCCCUCAUUCGCCGAAGGGCAGCUCCUUUUAAAUGCCUCCCUGCUGUGGGAGCAGCUCCUAAAUGCCCCCUGAGGGUCGCCUCUGCUGCCUGUGCCACUUCUUUCUCUCUGAAGAUGGACUGGGCCCCACAUACACAUACUUUGUGUUACAGUCAUUGAUGGACUCUAUUUUUUUAUUAUUACUUGGACCUUGGUCGUUUUUAUACUAGCAACGAAAAAUGUCUUGUUUUAAUUUGUUUUUUUUUGGGGGGGGGUACGGGGUGGGAAAUGUCUUGCUGAUCUGGAGUAAAAACUGGGGAGGCUUAUGGGGGAAUUUCCUUUGUUGUAAGGACUCGAUACCUGGCUCCUACAUUUUUUUCUACAAAACCUACUCGGAUCCCAUGACUGAAAAUUAACAUUUCUGUAAAGGAGGAAAAAAAAAAAAUCGUUUUUACGUUUUUUAUUUUUUAAAUAAAUCACUGUGUUCAUUGACCUUUACAUGUCGAAUUAUUUUUCCUAGGAUGCAUUCUGUACGGUUCGAAGGCUUUUCUAGGUUCGAAGCAAGUGUUCCUCUGCUUUAAAAGCUCUAUGUACCUAGAGUAAAUAUUUUCUUGCCAGUAAAGGUCCUAACUGACUUUUUUGCUACCCCCCCCACUAGUGGAUUCGUUGGCUUUCAGACGCUCGACAGAGAAAUUUCGGAAGUACUAACCCGUGGAUGUGGUCUGUUUUUAAACCCCUUGUUCUCGCCCCGUUUGUGUGCAUCCACCAUCUUGUACUGGGCGCUUUGACGUGCUGACAUGGUUGGUCAAUUUUUUCUAUAGGACUUUUUCCAUCAACGUAUGUACUGUGUAGUUUUGAAGAAAUAGUUUGUGUUAAGCAUGUGCUUCAUUCAUAUGAAAUGUUCCGAAUUUCCGAUUGCUUAGUUUCAAGUCCUCUUCUCGGUUUGUCUGUGUAUGAUUCCUUCCAGGAAAGGGUCGACAUUUAUCCCGUCUUAAAACGCGUACUUGUUUUCAUAGUAGCGGGUUAACAGACUUUUCACUCUGAACUAUUGUCCUUCGUUAAAGUUCCCCGAGAAUCUCUCGCAGCACCAUCUACCGACAGGAUGGCAGCCCCCUUGCUGCAGGCUUCGUUACAGCAGGAGGAAAAUUGGUUUGCUAACGAUUGUACUAGACUUUGGGAAGGUAUUUUAUGCCACUAGAUGACUGGUGUAGAAUGCGAUGACAUCCGCAUGUGAAUAAAGAUGGGCUCCAUGAGUACAGACUGGAAAAGGAAUGGAUUUGCAAUACCUGCCUCAGCACCUAUUCUUUUCUUUCCUUUGAGUUUUAAUAAUUACAGUUGCCCAUAUUGCAAAAUGCUAAUCUAAACUACGUGGGCAAAGUGCUGUGAUAAAUGAGCCAGCAAAGUGUACCAGCAACGUAGGUGCCCGUUGUAAAGCAAAAGUCUCUGUGUAGUCUGCUUGAUUAACAAAUGUAUAUUUGUAGCCCUUUCACGCAAUAGAAUUCAAAGUUUGUUGUUUAUUAAAAAGCAUAAUGUUUUAGGGGAAAACUGCCUUCCUGCAUAGAAAUAGAGAAUAGCAAACGUUUAUGGGUUUAUGGAUAUCAAAUAAAGAUUUGAAUUCCUUAUA